ACCAGUGCUCCCAGUCUCACCAGUGCCGGGCGCGCAGGAGGCAGCUGCAGCUGAAGUCAGUAUGGCCUCAGGAAAGACCCCAACCCCAGACCUGCUGAAGGCUGAGGAGCAGCAGACUGUGAGCGCUGUCAAUCGAGUCACCAACCUGCCCUUGCUCAAUUCUGCCUUCAACCUGGUCUCCUCUGCCUACAACCACACCAAGGAGUCCCACCCCUGCCUCAGUGGUGUCUGCAGCGUGGCUGAGACCGUGGCUGCCGUGGCUGUGGGCAGCGUGGUCGGAGGGGCACAGCCCAUCCUGAGCCAGCUGGAGCCACAGAUUGCUCUUGUGAAUGAAUAUGCCUGUAAAGGUCUGGAUCAGCUGGAGCAGAACUUGCCCUUCCUGCAGCAGCCAGCAGACAAGGUGAUCUCAGACACCAAGCAGCUGGUGUCCACCAAAGUGACAUCUGCUAUGGAUGCUGCCUGUGAGGCCAAGGAAGCGGUGGCUGAUAAAGUCACUGAAGCUGUGGACCUCACUAAAAAUGUUGUUGGGGACAGUGUCAAGCUGACCAGGUCUGUGGUCACCUCCACUGUCAGCAGCGCUGUGGAGGCUGCCCAGGGGGCCAAGGAGCUGGUGACCAGCAAGGUGACAGAGGCUGUGGACCUCAGUAAGCACCUUGUGGAGGACAGCGUUGACAGGACCAAGUCUGCUGUGACUUCCACCAUCACUGCAGCUGUGGGGGCUGCCCAGGGGGCCAAGGACCUGGUGGCCAACAAGGUGACAGAUGCUAUGGACAAGGUCAGCAAAGCUGUGGAUGUCACCAAGCACAUGGUGGAGGACAGUGUUGACCUGACCAAGUCUGCAGUUGCUUCCACGAUUGUCAGUGCUGUGGAGGCUGCUCAAGGGGCCAAGGAGCUGGUGACAGACAAGGUGACCAAGGCAGUGGACCUCAGUAAACACAUUGUAGAAGACAGUGUUGAUCUGACCAAGUCUGCAGUUGCCUCUACAAUUGUCAACGCUGUGGAGGCUGCCCAGGGUGCCAAGGAGCUGGUGACCAACAAGGUGACAGAGGCUGUGGAUGUCACCAAGCACACAGUGGAGGACAGCAUUGACAGGACCAAGUCUGCUGUUGCUUCCACCAUCACUGCAGCUGUGGGGGCUGCCCAGGGAGCCAAGGACCUGGUGGCCAACAAGGUGACCGAAGCAGUGGACCUGACCAAAGAGGCUGUUCAAGACAGUGUUGAGAAGACCAAAUCUGCGGUCACCUCUACAGUCAGUACAGCUCUGGAUGCUGCCUGUGGCACCAUCAGCAGCAAGAUCAGCACAGCCCUGGAGCAGGGCAAGGAGGCUCUCCAGAAGGGCGUGGAGAUGACCAAUUUAGAAGUGACCAACAGCAUAAGCAAAGUCAAGGCAGUGAGCCAGGCAGUGGCUGGAGGUGUGGAAUCUGUCCUGGGAAUGUCAGAAGAUCUGGUGGAUCAUUACCUCCCAAUGACCGAGGAGGAACUAGGUCAGCUGGCCACCACGGUGCAGGGGUUUGGCGUGGCCUCCGUGGAGGAGCAGAAGAGGCAGCGGAGUUACUUGGUGCGCCUGGGCUCGCUGUCGGGCCGGCUCCGGCACCGAGCCUACCAGCACUCCCUGGCCAAGCUGCAGGGCUUCAGGCACCGCAUCCAGGACACCCUGGCACGGCUGCAGCUGGCAAUAAAACUGAUUGAAUCAGUGAAACAGGAGGUUGGCCAGAAGCUGCUGGAGGGGCAGGAGAAGCUCCAUCAGCUGUGGGUGGACUGGAGCCUGACUCAGCCCAAAGGAAACCAAGUCAGGACUGCGAGGCAGCCGGAGGUGGAGCCCCGCACUCUGGCCAUGCUGAGGAUCAUCACCCAGCAGCUCCAGCCCGCCUACCACAGCCUCAGGCUCAGCAUCCUCGGCCUCCCCAGCAGCAUGCAGGAAGCCGUGGCUCGGGCCGCUCGACACAUCUACAAGCUCCACAGCUCUUUUUCCAGGGCUGUGUCCUUCCAGGACCUCUCCAGAACCACCCUGGCCCGCAGCCAGGACCGUGUGGCGGAGGCUCGGAGGUCCCUCGAUGUCCUCUUUGAGUAUGUGGCUCACAACAUCCCUCUGAACUGGAUUGUGGGGCCCUUCAGGGCCAUGGCUAAGGUGGCACAGGACAGCAGAAAGCACAAGAAGAGAGAGAUGAGGAGUGAUAGAAAAUUACCCAAGUUGGAAAACGCUCCACUAUCACAGGAGGUGACAAAGGCACCUGAAGAGCCAAAGGGAACCAAGAAGCUCUCAGAAAAAUGGUGUGAAGUGCUAGAGAAGCUGGAGGAGAAGGCAGGGAAGGACACAGAGGUGGCCCUGGCUGCAAAGGAGAUAAAAACCAGUGCAGCAGAGGAAGAUCUCUGAUAAAUCCCAGCUCUUCUGACCAAGGCUACUUGGCUAGAACAGCACUGGAUUUUCUAAUUGUGUGCCCACUUGUGCCACGAGUGCCUCUGAUCUCGGAAUUUAGGGUCAGAUGUAGUUGUAAGGAGAUCUGAUAACCAAGGCGGGGAGAUUCUGAAUCUUAAUUUACUGUUUUUAAAUCCAACUGCUGUGCUGAAAGGGGAGAUGGGACCUGCACUGCAGCUUUUGAACCCAGCCCAGCUGUAGCUAUGAGUAGCUAAAUCUUGCUGAGACAAGUUGUGGGAGAGAAGUGAUCUCAACUUAUUUUUAAUGCUGGAUUUGUUUUUAGUUUACCCAAGCUGUGGAGCUCUUGAGAAGAUGCUAUGCUUGACCUUUGAUACCAUCUCCCACCUUCUCCACAUUUAAAAAUACAAGUUCCAGACACAACUUCCUUUGUGCCUGUUGUGCUUCCGGGGAGGCUCGGCCCUGCAGCACAUCUGGCACAGCUGGGGCAAGGAGCUGCUUCUCAAGAAGAGAUUUCUCUUCAUGGAUCAGCCAAACACUUUUUCCUUCAUAGAGAAGGACUCAGCAGUGUGGGGUUUUCUUUAAUCAUCUUUCCUAGUUCUGUGGAUGACUUCAAGGAUUAUCUGUGAGUAACUCCAUGUGUGAAAGACUCCACAGCCAUUAAAUGAGGCAGCUUUUCCCAGGAGUUACUCUGCCAUGGGAUUAGGAUAUCCUGUUAUUAAAACAGGGGGGAUUUUAAUCCAGGUGCUGGUUCUUUUCCAGAAAACACUACUUUGUAAUCAUUUCUAAUGUAACUUAUUUUGGUAACUGUUCCUGGCAUUGUCCCUGUGCCAGGGCGGGUGAGCAGACACUGGAAUAAAGUGUGACCUGUGUU
Messenger RNA from Taeniopygia guttata (zebra finch), 3248 nucleotides. RefSeq lists its product as uncharacterized. The record is from RefSeq and is a predicted model, not a curated record. Gene Ontology annotation, biological process: lipid storage; positive regulation of triglyceride storage. NCBI's taxonomy places the organism in Eukaryota, Metazoa, Chordata, Aves, Passeriformes, Estrildidae. Gene Ontology annotation, cellular component: cytosol; lipid droplet.